CUCCCAGCAUUGGAGGUUCGCGCCUGCGGUAUAGUGCAGGAUUCUAACCCUUUUCCUGGGCGGUCACCCUAGCAACGUCCUGCUGUCCAAUGCCCGCGCUUGUCUCGACAGUUGCUGGACAUCACGUGGUCCUGCUCUGUUUCCGCAUGACUUCGAGUGGCUCCAAAGGGUCUUCGCCAUUGCAUCCCAGAGGGACGAGCGCGCCACAGCUAGUCCGUUCCUGUGUCUUUUGGAGGCUGUUGUCACCAGAUUUGUCACCAGGAAAGGUUUAUCCAGCGAUAUUUCCCCUCUCCUUGAACUUUCUUGUCUUGGGUGUGGGUGAGAAAGCAGUUGAGUGAUUUUAAUGCCUUAGGAACUCCGGGGAGGGGUCAGGUGGGAAGUGAGAGGAUUUGCGUGAGGGAAGAGGAAGAAUUUGCUUUUCUGGAAGAACAAGUCUACACUUGAAUUUCAGCAGCGCUGAGGUGGAGUGUGUGUGGGUAGUUCGGGCUGGUUCCCAUUGCCGCCCCGGGAUGCUGGGGCGUGUGAGCUUUUGUGAUUUGGCCACUUUUUGAGUAGUUGUUGCUGACCUUCAAGGACGAGUUUAUCUUUUUCAUUCUCUUCCUUGGCAUAUCAAGACAUUGUUUUUGAGGCUUUGAUGGUAGCUGUGUUUGAUCAAAGAUGUGCAGCGUCACUCUUUUAUUGUAAAUACAUAAAUAAGGAAAAAGAAAGAUGUAGGUUGUGCAAGGUCUUUUGAGAACUUUGUUGGGGAUCGUUUCCCUCCUUCCCUACCUGGCUCUCCUGGAAUUCAGACUAGAGUUUUAAACUGGUUUAACAUUUAUAAUUAGUGAUUGUUCAGUGUAUUGACACAGUUUGUGUGUGUGUGUGUUUUAAAUCCUCGCUCGAGGAUACUUUUUACUUUUUUUUGCGAAAGAGAGAAACAUUGUUGCGAGAGAGAGAAACAUUGUUGCAAGAGAGACACAUCCACUGGUUGCCUCCUGCCCUCACCCCCACCCCUGGUGGGGCAGUACAUGACCUUGACUGGGAAUCAAAACCUGGACUCUCUGUUGCGCAGGUCAACGCUUUAACCACUGAGCAACGCCUGCCAGGGCGACAUCGUUUUGUUUUAAAACGUUUUGGAUUGGCCUGGCUAUUGUAAUCUGCCCUGUUUUGCUGUGCAUUCCUUGCAGUUUGUUUUCCAGUGAAAGGCCACUUUCAUCCCUCACCACUGUGAAAAGUUGAUGGCAAGUGAAUGCCUUGUACCUUGGGAGCAGAAUCUUCAAAUGACUUUUGAAAAAUGCCUUUGAAAUAUCUUUAAUGUCUAAAAAAGUCAUAAGAACUAGGUAGCUUUUUGGUCUUAUGUUGUCAAGAACUUAGAUUUUUUCUAUUGUAAAAUAUGUAUGAGCUUUAUUUUUAAGUUAACUCAUUUUGCAGGAGUUUGAAUUUAAUGGAUUAUGUUAACUAAUUUUGCAAAAUCUAAUUAUGGCUGAGCUCUAAGAAAAUCUUGUGCAAACUAAUUAUUUACCUUGUGGGAAGAAAUGAAAGGAAAACAAAGUUUAUGCUUUGCCUGCUAUGAACCAGAUAUGAUGCUGAUUGCUUAACUGUGUCAUUUGGUCUUCACAGCCCUGUGGAGUAGAUAUUAUUCCAGCUUUACAGAUUAAGAAAUUAAGACACAGAAAGAUUAAAUACCUGCCAAAAGCAAAAUAUCAAAUUUUGCAAUUUGGUCUUGGGCUUGAGUAUUUCUUAAAGCCCAGUUAUUUUUCCUGUGCCCUGGUACUUCAAAUUUGUUUAUAAUAAAUGGUUGCUAUAUCUGCAAUGUCCAGAUGCAAAGUGAAUCUGAUUUACAUGUUAUAACCCUGAGGAUUUGUUGCAUGUUACACAUGUGUUCCAUGAUGAAUAGUUGGGAGGAUGCUGUGAAUACCCAAAUAAUAAAAUAAUAGUAGCCAACAGUGGGUGCCUUUGCUAUACUAGUCAUUGUUCUAAGCAUUUAAUCCUCAUAACUCCAUGAAGCUUGUACUAAUUUCUGGCCUUUACACAAUGUUAUGGUUGUGAGAUUUGUCCUUGUGCAUAGCAAUAGUUAAUUUAUUCUCAUUGCUGUGUAAUCUUCCUUUGUUCAAAACAUCACAGUUUAAUUGUACAUAGCUUGUUAUUACUUGUAUCAGGAAAAAUAAACAUAGUAUAAAAUAAUAAAAUUUGGUUGAAGUUACAGCUCAAAUUAGAUAUAUUUUAUAACUGCAUAUUUCCCACAGUAUUAGCCUACAUUUAUCUAACUUGAGACUUAAUUCUCCCUUCAUUCUGACUGUCAUUAUGGUCUGGCUCUGGAUGGAUAAAUAGAAUUAGCACUCUCAUGUAUGUCCCCCUUCUAGUGCCAUGAUGCCAGCCAGGGUUCAAAUCCUUACUACAAGAUAUGAUAUGAUUGCAUUGCAUUCCAUGUUUUUUUCCUAUUUGCAGUUAAAUGACCCAGAAUCAUAACCAAGCCUACACAAUUCUGAAAGAUCUUCAGCUGAUAAUUUUAUAUACAUUUAUUUAGGUUUAAUAUGAAAUUUGACUAUGGAAGCAAUCAUAAUCUUAGAGCUGAAGUGACUUUAGGGAUAAUCUCAGCCAGUUUUCGCCAGUCAGAUGAGAAGGCGGUAUCUCAGGUGGUCUGCCCAGCCCACACCCUGGUGGAGACCCAAGGUGGAGCAGACUCCUGACUCACAUUUGAAGGCCUGCUGGAGUUCCUUUACAAAAGCAGUUAGGAAUCUUAGGAAUCAUGUUGCCUUGUUUCCAGCAUUUAACCUGUAACCUUUAAAUUGUGAAGCAUUCAGUUCACAAUUUGGAAUUGUGUUUGAUCUUGAUUCUCAUUUCUAUGCGUGGUCAAUGUAGUUCUUCAAGCUUUAAAGGUUUAUUCUAAAUCACAAACAGGAAAAUUCUAAAAUUCAACCAGGACUCCAAUUUGAGUUGGUUUGUGAGAACAUAUCCAUACUAAGUUUAUUAACGUAGUAUGUAAAGUAACAUUUUUAUGCAUUACUUUUCAGGAAUAGAAGGCUUAUCAGUCCUAGGUGACCAAGAAGUUUCACAAAUAAACCCUCCAGCAAGUUUAAAAAUAAUUAGGUCCAACUCAGAGAGGUGAAGUUGCUCCUAUUGCGCAACGAUGUCUAGCUGCUCCAGUGAAGUUGAUGUGGUACGAACUCGAAUCACUACUUGUGAUGAUGAUAAUGGCAUUCUUUAUGCAUAUCAAUCAAAGGCUAUAUAUGCCAAUGUAAAUCAGCAAAAUGUACAGGCUGACACAUCCCAUGAAGAGCACCGAAAAACAAUUGUGGAUAUCCUGAGUCGUUGCCAGGUCAUCCAAGAUGCUAUUCAAAAGCUGGAUAAGAAGUUUAAUAUCAUUCAUAAAAAGGUUGCAAAAAUUUACCGUUUUCGUACAAAAUUAAUCUGGCAAAAUCGGAAGCCACUUGGAUAUGCAUACAAACAUUAUACUUACCUGCUUUCUCGAAAGGUCAAAUUGCAGAAAAAGACGAAGGAUGUGUCUCUUCCUGCUUCAUUGUCUUAUGCAGCAAGUUAUAGCCCAACUACACCAGUAAGAAGACCAACAUAUGAUUCCCAGAGCAACAUUGCAGGAACAUAUGGCUCAUCACAGGAUUCCAUAAUGCGUGAUUACAACACUGAAGAGACGCGUCUUAGCCAGAGUCCAAAAUUCCCUCCCGUCUACACACAGGAAGAUCCACCAUAUUACGCUUCCAAUGAGCGAGUGCAGCGCUCCCCUUGCAUGUCCUCCUUUGGUAAUCAAGGGUCUCACAGCUCCACCAAUGUCUUCUCAGCUGCCCAAGCUUCCACAUCAGUACCUGCAGCUAUGCUGGAGCAAGGCAAAUCCAAUCUUGCAUACAACCCUGAGAUGAGGGCUUAUCCAGCUUUGCAGGAAAGGGAUUGCCUGGGUCAUGACACCUCAUCUUCCUGCAUCCCAGCCAUUGCCCCUUCAGGUUCAUCAGUUAAAACUGACCAGUGUGUGGUACAAGACUUCCCUGAUGACCCUUCAACUUGGACAGUAGAUGAAGUGAUCCUGUUUCUACAGCAUUUAAAUCCUGAGAUAUUCGCCCCCCUUGCCAACACCUUCAGGCAUCAUGACAUUGAUGGGUCAGCUCUGCUACUGCUCCCGAGUGAUAUUAUGAUAAAGUAUAUGGGAAUUAAGCUGGGGACAGCUCUGAAGUUGUGCCACUACAUCGAAAAGCUUAAAGCACACAAAGGCAUUGAUUUUUGAAAAAAAAGUUUGUGUCGAUUUACAUUAGACUUAAUUCUGGAAGACCAACGCCAUCUCGAUGUAAAAUCAUUCCAUUGCCCUUAGAAAUUUUUGUGUUGUAGAAGGUUCCUCUAAAAUUUUGUUACAUCUAGAAUUGCAGAACUACACUGCAGUUCAUUCUGUUUGUUUAGAAACUGUUUAACACAUUACUAUCAGCGUAAUCAAAUUAGUAAUUGGUUCUUUAUAUCUUUUUGUUAUCAUUGUAUAGAUAAAAAUAUACUUCAUAUGAGAAACACUUUUGAUUUCAGUUGAUGUUUAUAUAUAGAGCCAAAACAGCUAAAUCCCAAAGAGGAAGUAUCAGGGAUUGACAAGUUCUCUAAUAAAAUCCAUGAGAAGUUUUCCUUAGAAGAGAAUUCAAAGAUGCACCUACAGAUAUCAUCUCUUUCUCAAAUAUUUUGUGUCUGUUAUAACAGUGUUCUGUGCAUGUUCUAUCAGUUUUCUGAAAGGGAAUAGCCAUGUAAUUUAUUUCCCUUUUGCUAUUAUUUCUCUCUAUAUUGUAUUUGUUCAUAUUUAAAGAAAAAAGUAACCUUAUAGGAUUUCAUAAAGUGUUCUUACCAGUUUUUUGAUAAAUUAUAAGAUAGAAUGACUCUUUUAUGCAAUAACUCUUAUACUACAAGGUGGUUUGGGUGAAGUAUGGUUUUAUUCUUCUCCAUUAAAUUUACCUGUUAUUUUAAAACUUUAAAAUAUCUUGCCUAAUCUUAGAUAUUUAACUAGCAAUUUAUCACUCACAUUUCUCUCUGAAGUUUACUGUGUCCAAAUUUUAAAAAAAUGCAUAUUCAUAUAGAUACGGUUUUAUAUUUAUAUUUUAUUCUAUAGCUGAAGUAUGCACACAAGUGAAUUUUUUUUAAUUUAAAAUGGCACUUUCCACUUCUAUAUAUAGUGAGAUGUUUUUAUUCUGUAAUUAAUAUGUACUUCAUUUGCCAUCACAAGUACCUCUUAGCUCACUCAGGGUUUCCAUAAGGAAGUUCUCUGUCCUGUGUAGUAUAUCUAGUUCAUUUACUUUCUGAGCCAUUUAUUCUAUUAAACGUUGUAAGGUACAUUAGGUUGGAUUUGUCAUUUUAGACUUUAUUUUAAAAAUUAGAACUUUCAAGUAAAACAUGCUCAUUGUUAUUAUUUUGUUAUUUAUUACAUUGUUAUAUUGUAUUGCAUUUGCUGUAAUAUUUAUAAGCUAUAAGAAUUGGUGCUAACUGUAUUAGUCAUUUGUUGUAAAUGCAAUAAAUGUUUGCCAAGGGCCAGCAUGAACAUUUCCUUUAUAGAAAACCAAGUGUCCUUUACAUUUAAAAACAAAUGCAAUGAUUUAUUAGGCAUAUGUGAUCUAAAGAGUGGUUUGAUCUUUGUUAUUCCUUUUGUGUUAUAAGACAAGAUUCUAAUUUACACUUUUAAUCUCUCAAAUUGUUUGGGUGAAGAUGCUGUGUCCAGUUGAACAGUCCUCAGAUAUUUAUACAAAUACUAUGUUUUACAGUUCUCACUUUUAUUAUUUUUUAUUUAAUAUUUUUAUUCAGAAAACAGUUCUCACUUUUAAAAUAUAAUAAAGUUAAAUAACUGCAAAAA
Messenger RNA from Myotis myotis, 5803 nucleotides. It is a transcript of the gene SCML1, whose product is annotated as Scm polycomb group protein like 1. The transcript has 7 exons. Bases 3110 to 4213 code for a protein of 367 amino acids. Lineage: Eukaryota; Metazoa; Chordata; Mammalia; Chiroptera; Vespertilionidae. The record is from RefSeq and is a predicted model, not a curated record. Gene Ontology annotation, molecular function: protein binding.